Molecule: messenger RNA, 2994 nt
Organism: Hydra vulgaris (swiftwater hydra)
Lineage: Eukaryota; Metazoa; Cnidaria; Hydrozoa; Anthoathecata; Hydridae
Product: staphylococcal nuclease domain-containing protein 1
Biological process (GO): mRNA catabolic process; regulatory ncRNA-mediated gene silencing
Cellular component (GO): nucleus; RISC complex; cytosol
Molecular function (GO): RNA binding; nuclease activity
Source: RefSeq, a predicted model, not a curated record
UGCCUUUCAGUAUACGAUCGAAAAGGCAACCCCCACAAUAUACUUGUUUUGCAAAAAGGGAAUCCCCAGAAUGUUUAUUUUCUUUUUCCACGUAGUAUACUUGUUCCCAGUUUUUUAUUACGGAAGUUUAAAACAUACGAAACCUUUUGUUAAAUCACCCGGAAGAAAAGUAGUAGUACCUGUGGUACCUAACCUAAAUUUAAGUGUACCUUCUUAAAAAUGGCUCAACCACCUACCAUUCAUAAAGGCAUUGUAAAGUCGGUUCUAUCAGGUGAUAGUGUCAUAAUUCGUGGUCAACCAAAAGGUGGACCUCCUCCUGAAAGACAGCUUGCUCUUUCUAAUGUAGUUGCACCACGUUUAUCAAAACGUCCCGGAGGAAAUGUUGAAACAGCAGCUGAUGAGCCAUAUGCCUGGGAAAGUCGUGAAUUUCUUAGGAAGAAACUUAUUGGAAAAGAGAUUGAAUUUUUUAUUGAAUAUAAAGUACCUGGAUCCGGAAGAGAAUAUGGUUGUAUAUUUUUGAAAUCAAGCUCUGGUGAGUUGCAAAGUAUUACUGAAGAACUUGUUUCAGAAGGUUUGGUUGAAGUUCGUCGUGGAGGAAUUAAACCAUCUGAUGACCAAACAAAAUUAAUUGAGUUGGAAGACCAAGCAAAAGCUGCAAAGAAAGGAAAAUGGUCAGGUGAAACUACAGAGCAUGUUAGAAAUAUCACAUGGAAUAUUGAAAAUCCUAGACUUUUUGUAGACCAAAAGAAAGGCAAACCAAUAAACGCUGUGAUUGAAAUGGUAAGAGAUGGUAGCACUAUUCGGGCAUUUUUACUUCCUACUUUUGAAUAUGUUACUGUUUCAAUAACUGGAAUUAAGUGUCCACAAUUUAAACGUGAGGGUGAUGAAGAAGUAGCAGAGCCAUAUGCGAUGGAAGCAAAAUACUUCACAGAUUGUCGAUUGCUGCAAAGAGAAAUUCAAAUUAUUUUUGAAGGAGUUUCUAAUCAAAAUUUGUUAGGCACUAUCAUUCAUCCAGCAGGAAAUAUUGCUGAGUUACUAUUAAGUGAAGGAUUUGCAAAGUGUGUUGAUUGGAGCAUGGGUGUGCUAACAGUUGGUCACGAGAAGUAUAGGCAAGCUGAAAAGUUUGCUAAAGAAAAGAAACUGCGUAUUUGGAAAGACUACAAACCAUCUACAACUUUGUUAGCCAUUAAAGACAAAGAAUUCCACGGAAAAGUUGUAGAAAUAGUUAAUGGUGAUGCAAUUGUUGUCAAGGUUUCAGGUAAUGAACUGAAAAAAGUGUUUUUUAGCAGCUUACGCCCACCGCGUGCUCAACCAAAAGAUGAUGGUGUUGUUGAAAAUGGACCUUCUAGAGAUGGUAAGCGAGGCAGACCUUUAUAUGAUAUCCCAUACAUGUUUGAGGCUAGAGAGUUCUUACGUAAGAAGUUAAUUGGGAAGAAAGUUAACGUUAUUGUUGACUAUAUAAAACCUCCUGGUGAUGGCUACCCUGAACGACUUUGUGCAACUGUGAAAAUUGGUGACAUUAAUAUUGCAGAAGCUAUGAUCAGCAAAGGUUUAGCUGGUGUUUUGCGCCACCGCCAAGAUGAUGAUCAGCGAUCUUCUUUGUAUGAUGAUUUACUUGCAGCAGAGAGUAGAGCAGCAAAAAAUGGAAAAGGUAUACAUAGUAAAAAAGAACCACCAUCACAUCGGAUUGCUGAUUUAUCUGGUGAUGUGAGCAAGUCUAAGCAAUUUUUGCCAUUUUUACAAAGAGCUGGUAGGUCAGCAGCAGUUGUUGAGUUUGUAGCAAGUGGUUCAAGAAUUCGACUGUAUUUACCAAAAGAGACAUGUUUGCUAACUUUUUUGCUGGCUGGAAUAUCUUGCCCUCGUGUUAAGACUUUUAAUCCAGCAGGAACUCAGAUUUCUGAAGAUGAACCCAUGGGAGCUGAAGCUUUUGCAAUGAGCAAAGAUAUGAUUCUACAGAGAGAGGUAGAAGUUGAAUUUGAGAGUAUUGAUAAGGGAGGUAACUUUGUUGGAUGGCUAUUUAUUGGAAAUAUUAAUCUAUCAGUUUAUUUGGUUGAGAAGGGCUUAGCAAAGGUUCAUUUUUCUGCUGAAAAAUCCCCUUACUUCAAAGCACUACAAAAUGCUGAGGAAAUUGUCAAAGCUAAUAGACAAGGAGUUUGGCAAGGAUAUGUUGAAGAAGUUCGUGAAAAUAAUACUAUUGAAGAAUCUACUGAGCGAAAACCCACAUAUAAAAAGGUCAUUGUAACAGAAAUAAUUCGUGGCACAGAUUUCUGGGCUCAACACAUUGACAAUGCUAAAGCAUUUGAGCAGAUGCAACAACAACUGAGAACAGAUUUAGUUGAUAACCCUCCUUUACCUGGAGCAUUAACUCCAAGAAAAGGAGAACUCGUUGCUUCUCUUUUCCUUGACGGGUUAUGGUACAGAGCACGAAUUGAGAAAGUUGAAUCUUCAGAAAAAGUUCAUGUUUUAUAUGUGGAUUACGGCAAUCGUGAAAUCAUUCAAUCUACAAAAUUGGCUUCAUUACCUUCAAAUUACGCUAGCUUUCCUCCUCAAGCUCGUGAAUACACCCUUGCUUGUUUAAAAGUACCACAAGAUGAGGACAAUAUCGAAGAUCUCACCCGAGCAUUUGCUAAGGAAGCCUUGAACAAAGAAUUUUCACUUAACAUUGAAUACAGAGUUAAUGGCCAAGAAUUUGUAUCAUUAACCAAUGUUGAUAGUAAACAAGACUUAGCUUGUGUAUUGCUUGCAUAUGGCGUUGUGUUAGUUGAAAAUCGUCGAGAGAAGCGAUUAAAUAAGCUUGUUCACGAUUAUAAUCUUGCUCAAGAUAUCGCUCGGAAAGCUAGGUUAAAUCUUUGGCGUUACGGUGAUUUCACUGAAGACGAUGCUCCAGAAUUCGGUGGUUAGCAUAGUUUUUGUUACAUAUAUCGGACUCAGUUUAAAAAAAAUCAAUAGUAUGUGAACUCAUUUUAAAAUUAAUAAAUAAAUCGAAUUACUUGA